CCUUAUGCUGGACAUACAAUUAGACAAGGGACAACCAAGUUUGACAAGAUCUGGGACAAACAGACAAAGAACAGGUCAAGCCCCUACAGUCCAUUUAGGGACACAGAUGAAUGGGAACUGGCUUGCUGGCUAUUCGAGAACUGCACGCAGAGUGCAGCUGAUGAGUUCCUCAAGAUGAAGAUUAUAUCUACUCGCACAAAACCAUCAUUCACCAGCUCCUAUACCCUUAUGAACGCAAUUGACAAGCUCCCAACACGAUCUCAAUGGACAUGUCAGCAUAUCCUUGUCAACAGAAGUGGUGGCAUCAUGGCUCAAGAUGCAGACACACCUGCUCACCAGGAUGAGGAGAACCUUGAGCUGUGGGUGCGCAAUCCUGUUAAUGCAGUUGAAGAGCUCCUUGGGAACCCACACUUCCUUGAGCACUUAGCAUAUGCACCUGAGCGCAUCUAUAGCGAUGGAGAGAGGUUGUUGAGGCAGAUUGAUGAGAUGUGGACUGCCGACUGGUGGUGGGAAACACAGGUGAGCUAUUUUACGUUGGAAUGGUUGUUGGAAUUCAAGUUGCUGGAGCUUGCCAACACAGUACAAGCACAGUUUGUCCCGGGCAGGAGAGUAGCCCAAAGGGCAAUUGCGUAA
This is a messenger RNA of Coniophora puteana RWD-64-598 SS2, 633 nucleotides long. RefSeq lists its product as uncharacterized. NCBI's taxonomy places the organism in Eukaryota, Fungi, Basidiomycota, Agaricomycetes, Boletales, Coniophoraceae. The annotation marks the transcript as partial. The transcript is spliced from 2 exons. The record is from RefSeq and is a predicted model, not a curated record.